AUGGAGGGAGCUGGAAGAGAUGCCAACCCUUUGAGCGGUUACCGAAUUCGCAGAACCCUGGGAUUUGGGUCGUUCGGUAAAGUGAAGAUCGGGGAACAUAUAUUGACUGGCCAUGAGGUGGCAAUCAAGAUCCUCAAUCGCCGCAAGAUCAGAGGCUUGGAAAUGGAAGAGAAAGUGAAGAGAUAUCUCAAGAUGCUGAGAUUAUUGAUGCAUCCUCAUAUCAUACGCCUUUAUGAGGUGAUAGAUACACCUGCUGAUAUUUAUGUGGUUAUGGAGUAUUGUAAAAAAGGAGAGUUGUUUGAUUACAUCAUUGAGAAAGGAAGACUACACGAACAAGAAGCAUGCCGUUUUUUUCAGCAGAUCAUAUCUGGGGUUGAAUAUUGCCAUAGGAAGAUGGUUGUCAACCGUCAUUUAAAGCUAGAGAGUAUUCUUUUGGAUUCAAGAUGCAAUGUUAAGAUUGCAGAUUUUAGCUCAAGUAAUGUUAUGCGUGAUGGUCACUUUCUUAAGACGAGUUGUGGUAGCCCGAAUUAUGCAGCACCUGAGGUCAUAUCUGGUAAACUAUAUGCUGGUCCUGAAGUUGAUGUCUGGAGCUGUGGCAUUAUUCUUUAUGCUCUUCUUUGUGGCACUCUCCCAUUUGAUGAUGAGAAUAUUCCAAACCUUUUUAACAAAAUAAAGGGUGGAAUAUAUACCCUUCCUAGUCAUUUAUCACCUUCAGCGAGGGACUUGAUUCCCCGAAUGCUGGUUGUUGAUCCAAUGAAAAGGAUUACAAUACGGGAAAUCCGUGAACAUGUGUGGUUCAAUAUUCAACUUCCACGCUAUUUGGCUGUGCCGCCUCCAGACACUGCACAACAAGUUAAAAAGCUCAACGAGGAAACUCUUAAUGAUGUUCUUAAUAUGGGUUUUGACAAGAAUCAGCUAAUUGCAUCUCUGCAAAACAGAUUGCAGAAUGAGGCAACAGUUGCCUAUUAUUUACUCUUGGAUGAUAGGCUUCGUACAACCAGUGUUUAUCUUGGAUCUGAUUUACAAGAAUCUAUGGAUUCAUCUUUCUCUCAAGUAAUCGCUGAAACACCAACUUCAGCAACUGAACUUCAGCAGCAUGUGUUUACAGAGGGAACAUUUGGAUGCUUCGCUUUGCCUUGCUUUGCUUGGCUCGGCAUCAAGAUACACCGUUUGGUUGGUUUGCUUCAAGUCUCGGUUCUUGCGCUUUCCACAAUUUUCGUCGCCAACCCAAGCGACCUGAAAUCGCUUUGCGCAGCUGGCAAGCCUGGCCUUGCUGAGCGAGGCGAGGUGAGCUGGCCACGUAAACCAACCAAACACGCCCAGAAUCUCCAGGAUCCAGCUUGA
Messenger RNA from Miscanthus lutarioriparius, 1344 nucleotides. NCBI's taxonomy places the organism in Eukaryota, Viridiplantae, Streptophyta, Magnoliopsida, Poales, Poaceae. The record is from the annotation of a GenBank genome assembly.